AUGGCCCCAGCCACAGGUCCUCUCCUGAGCGCAGCGCUGCUGUUGCUGCUGCUGUUGGCCACCAGCCACCAGGCUACAGGAACAAUUAUGGCCAGUGAACUGCGCUGUAAGUGCCCGAACACCAUACCAAGGAUUGCUUUGGAGGAAAUUCAGAGCUUGAAGGUGACGCCCUCAGGACCCCACUGCACCCAGACGGAAGUCAUAGCCACUCUCAAGAAUGGUAAAGAAGUUUGUCUGGAUCCCGAAGGCCCUAGGCUUCAGAAGAUCAUCCAAAAGAUCCUGAAGACGAAGACUGUCAUGCUGAAAAAUGGGACAUUAAUUUGCUUGGAUCCCGAUGCUGUAUGGGUGAAACUUCUUACUGGAAAUAUUACGCAGAGUGAACAAGGCAAGCCCAAUCCUGGUUACACCUACCCUCCGUGA
Molecule: messenger RNA, 420 nt
Organism: Microtus ochrogaster (prairie vole)
Lineage: Eukaryota; Metazoa; Chordata; Mammalia; Rodentia; Cricetidae
Product: C-X-C motif chemokine 3-like
Biological process (GO): chemotaxis; immune response; defense response
Cellular component (GO): extracellular region
Molecular function (GO): chemokine activity
Source: RefSeq, a predicted model, not a curated record